AUGGCCCCACAUAACCCCUCAUACCUCAUUAUCGGCGCCGGAGUCUUCGGUGUGUCAACUGCCUACUAUCUCAUCCAGAAGUAUCCCAAUGCAUCGGUGACGCUGGUUGACCGAGAUGCAUAUGAUGCCGAGUCUCGCGUGGCUGCAUCAUGGGAUUGGAAUAAAGUUGUUCGCGCAGACUACGACGACAAGGUCUACUGCAGACUCGCUCUUGAGGCACAAGACAUUUUCAAGUCGGAUCCUUUGUGGCAGCCUUAUUUCCACCAGACUGGCGUCUACUGGACGUGCCGCAGCAACUACGCCCAAAAUGUGAUCACGAACCACAAGGAGCUCGGCCGCAAUGAUGAUAUUAUUGCCUUACCUGUUUCUGAGGCCCGAAAGCUGUACGGUGGACUUUUCGACCAUGCGGACUAUACCGGCGUCAAAGAGGUUCUCAUCAACAGAGCUAGUGGUUGGGCCGCCGCGGGAGAUGUUCUUCGAGCGGUCACAAAGAAGUGUCUGGAACUGGGCGUCAAGUACGUGGCAGCUGAUGUUGCCACGCUCGAAUUUGAUGGCCGCAGUUGCACGGGUGUCAAGACAAAAUCCGGUGAGAUCUUGUCGGCCACACAUGUUAUCGUCGCUGCUGGCGCUUUCACGCCUACAUUGCUGGAAUGGAGCGCUGCAAAGAGCGGAAAUACCGGUCUCCGUGCGGGCGAACGAAUUUUGGCCGCUGGCAUCACGACGGGAAUGGCACAGCUGAAGAGGGAGCAAUAUGAACAGUUUAAGGAUAUGCCUGUUGGCUUUCAGGGUUACACACCCGAUGAGGGCAAGCCAUUUAUUGGUAGCCUCCCGCCUACCAAGGAUGGGGAGCUCAAGUGGUGGGGGUCCAAGAUCUUCAAAAACACUCGAGAAGUACUUCCUGGCCGCUACCUUUCUUCUCCUCCACCUACACACGACUACAAUCAAUGGAAGGUACCGGGUCCCCUUAAGCAGGACAUUAUUGAGUCUAGAAAUCUAUGGUACGGACCAGAGAGUGCGGAUUGGGAGAUGACGAAACAUCGGAUUUGCUGGGACGCUUUCACCACCUCAUCUGACUUUAUCAUUUCGCCUCAUUCUGCCUCCAAGGGACUCUACGUUGCAACCUGCGGUUCAUUCCACGGCUUUAAGUUCUUCCCCGUUCUUGGCAAGUACAUCACACAGAUGCUUGAGGGAGAACUGGAGCCUGAAUUGGUGGAGAAGUGGGCUUGGGAUAGACAGCGAUCUGAUUCGUCCCAAAAUGUCGAGUAUCCGAAUUCGGAGAUGAAGCAUCUCUUGGGGGUUACAGCGAAGCUGUAG
This is a messenger RNA of Penicillium alfredii, 1314 nucleotides long. Its product is annotated as NAD(P)/FAD-dependent oxidoreductase. Bases 1 to 1314 code for a protein of 437 amino acids. Lineage: Eukaryota; Fungi; Ascomycota; Eurotiomycetes; Eurotiales; Aspergillaceae. Gene Ontology annotation, molecular function: flavin adenine dinucleotide binding; sarcosine oxidase activity; saccharopine oxidase activity. The transcript has 3 exons. The record is from RefSeq and is a predicted model, not a curated record.